AUGCAGGCUGCAGGAUGGCGUGACAAGGGCGUCGCCUUCGAAGUGGUUGCUUCUGAUUCUGUGUCCUGCGAAGGAAGGAACUGGCUAAGUCAGCCAGCAGGUACUAAGGGGAAGUUUAGGCAUGACAUGGGAACUGAGAAGGAGACAGUCGCAAGAAGGCGGCACAGAAUGAAGACAAACACCUGGGUUUGCUCAGCUUUGGGGCUGCUGCUCGCAACCCUCAGUCUUCUAUGUCUUUUGACCACUCAGGUGACUGGAGCAGAGUUGACACAUGAGCAGCUGUUCAAGUUUGCUCCAUUGCCCGAUGGGGCGCUCCCCGAUGAGCACGUUUACACACCAGGCGUCCGAGAAUGCAUCUUCCAGAUCAUCCGGAAGAACUUACUGACCAUGUCCCUCAAAGAUGAGCGCAUCAAUGCCAAGUUCUUGCGGCUGAUAUUCCACGACUGCGCUGCUGGCGGCUGCAACGGGUCCAUCAUGCGGACAGAGGAGCACAAUGGAACGGCAAACGAGUUUCUUACUGGGUUUGACGAGGUCCGUAUGGUCAAAGCUGCAAUUGAUACCUCGUGCAACGUCAGCAUCUCGCUUGCUGAUACGAUCAUUGCUGGGGGAGUGGAAGGAGUGAAGGAGACGGGUGGCCCUGACAUCACGGCCUACGUCAGGUUCGGCAGGCGGGAUACAGACGACCGAGACGAUCCCAACAAACUGCCGCUUCCGUUCGUCUCGACGGACGAGCUGGUCAGAGUUUUCGCUCCUCUCGGGCUCAACGUGGAGGACCUUGUGGCGCUUUCUGGGGCCCAUACCAUCGGCAAAGCCACGUGCAAGAACAUCGUCGCCAGGCUGGGAACCGAUCCAACAGCCGACCCCGCUUUCCUGUUCAGCCUUCUGCCUAGAUGCACAGCCCUGGCCACGCAGCAGCUCGAUCUGGACGCCAAAACCCCUGAGGUCUUCGACAAGUACUACUUCCAGGGCCUGAAGGAAAAGAAGGCGAUGUUGCAGACCGAUCAAGAGCUCUACGAGAGCGAGGCAACGCAUCCGUACGUCUUGGAAUACGUGGCCAACCAAACAAUGUUCUUUCGGCGGUUCCAGGCCAGCCUCCUCAGGCUUAGCAUGGUCGGGAUCAUGCCCGAUCGCUUGUCGCCUCCGAUCGAGCAUCGUGACGACAUCAACUUCACCGUUCCAAUCGAGGCAUCCUUCACCCUCUUCCGGCCGUCAGCGCUCGUUCGCAACAACAUCUACACGUUGCAGGCGGAGCUCAACCAGCAGUUGGCCACACCCAACACCUCGGCUGUCGUCACGUCUGUCCUGGACGACGUCUCCGUUCCGGGCCAGUCGGUGGUUCGCUUCUGGAUCGUUCCGCUUCCGCUGUACCACAAGCGGAGCGGCAUCCCGUACGACGAGCUGAUAACCGUUCUUGCUGGACUCAACCAGACCGCAGUCGACCCAAGCAAGCUUCAGCUAGACGACACCUUUUUUGGUCCGCCGCAGAACUUCCAGGUCGUCUCUUUCCCGAUCAACACCACUUUCCCAGUUUCCUCGGGAGGUCCUGACGUGAGCGCCUACGUCACGGAGCCCCUCGACUUCGCAAACUUCACCCUGCAAAGGAGGCCCGCCUCACAGCGGGAUCUCUUCGCUUCCCAAAUAAGCGCCGCGCUCCGCGUGCGGCCGAGCGAAUCUUUAUCAGUCUCCCUCCAAAGCCCGUCUGAAGUUCAGACGGUUGUAACGCUGUCCGUCAGGCAGACUGGCAGCGUCGAUUUUGUAGCAGCGAGAGUAGCGGAGUUGCAAAGCGCAGCCGCAGCGGCUCUAGAUCGGGGCCUUCUUUUCAGCCCCGCCAUUUUCGGUUUUGCGGAAGGCAGUCAAGCGGCUCGCGACGCGGAGCAACCGCCGACCGUGGCACCGGGACCAAUUGCUAGCAUUGCUAGCAUUGCUAGCCCCUCUCAGGCUAGCAAUGCCACAUCAGCCGAGGGAGACGACACGUCAGCGGAGGAAGAGGACACGUCAGCGCUGCGUGACGUGGCGUCCGAGAAGCACUCGGGGGUCAAGGAAGUCAACUUUACGUUUGGUAUCAUGGCUGUUCUCGUGGGGCUGGGUGGCGCGGCCGCGUUUGUGCUCCACUGGCGCGCGACGCGGGCGGCCGCGCAGAAGAAGCAACCGGAGGAGUCCGGCGAAGGCGAGCAAGAGCCGCUGCGGAGAGAAAUGGAUGACUUGUCAAAAACCAGGUCGACUUAGGGGCUCGUUAUACUCAAGCACGCUGGUCAUAGAAGGACGCUCGUACGGUCCCAUUCAGUCAAGUGCAACUCGACUGCCUCGACGUUACACAUUUGGAUUAAUAGAGCAUUGCGGAACGCCGCGGAUCAGAUUGCAGUUCAAUUUUCAGAUCGAGCGUGAUUACGAGAUGCCACGAUAAUCAGACAGCUACUCAGGACAUUCCUGUGAUGUAUUCUACAGUAGACAGUCUUCUGACGGAAAUAGACGGCGCUUACUUCGGCAGUCUGGUACGCAUCCAAGCCAGCCUGAGUCGAACGUUUCGGAGACUGAGAACUUUCAUUUGGAAAGAGCUCAUUGUAAGCAAGUGUCAAACUUAAGCCUGCAUCAGCCUUUGAUUUGGACAUCAGCACACAUAUGCUGCCCGGAAGCUACUGGUUACUUCUCAGUAUUCAUGAUCAUUUUGAAAGGAGA
Molecule: messenger RNA, 2676 nt
Organism: Klebsormidium nitens
Lineage: Eukaryota; Viridiplantae; Streptophyta; Klebsormidiophyceae; Klebsormidiales; Klebsormidiaceae
Source: the annotation of a GenBank genome assembly